GCCCAGACGCUGCAGCCGACGCCUGCCAGGCGCGAGCCCCCUACAGGGCGGCGGGGUCAGAGCUGGGACCUCUGUCCUGCGGGCCCAGGGCGGCGGUGCCGGUAACAGCUGUCCUCUUCCUUCCGGAAAGCGGGGCCCGUGAUCUGCCGGAUGCUGAGCCACCCCCCGGCGCGCCGCGCGCUGGUCGUGGGCUGCGGGCUGCAGGUGUUCCAGCAGCUGGCGGGCAUCAACACCAUCAUGUACUACAGUGCCACCAUCCUGCAGAUGGCGGGGGUGGCCGACGACCGGCUGGCCAUCUGGCUGGCCUCCCUGACUGCCUUCACCAACUUCCUUUUCACGCUCGUGGGUGUCUGGCUGGUGGAGAAGACCGGCCGCCGGAAGCUGACCUUGGCCAGCCUGGCUGGCACCACCGUGGCGCUCCUGGUCCUGGCGCUGGGGUUCCUGCUGUCCGCCCGUGAGUCCCCCCACGUCUCCCUCUGGCCAGCCGCCCCGCCAGGCCAGAACUCCUCCUGUGCCCGAUACAGGUGACCAACCGCAGCUCCC
Molecule: messenger RNA, 543 nt
Organism: Condylura cristata (star-nosed mole)
Lineage: Eukaryota; Metazoa; Chordata; Mammalia; Eulipotyphla; Talpidae
Product: proton myo-inositol cotransporter-like
Exons: 3
Coding region: 151-528 (125 amino acids)
Biological process (GO): transmembrane transport
Cellular component (GO): membrane
Molecular function (GO): myo-inositol:proton symporter activity
Source: RefSeq, a predicted model, not a curated record